GCUUGUGUUUGAAGCAUUGGAGGGUCCGAAGUCCGAACAAGUACAACCACCACCUCACCUUAAACAUCUCUCUCUUUCUCCCUUAGCGUAAUUUCCAGAGUGAGGAAAAAACCCUAAACCUAAGCACAGAGAAAAAAUCAGCCAUGGCAAGCAUUUCUGCUGCAGCUAACUUGGAAGAUGUGCCUUCCGUUGAUCUCAUGACCGAGCUCCUUCGUCGUAUGAAAUGCUCCACCAAGCCUGACAAACGCCUCAUUCUCAUUGGCCCACCUGGGUCAGGAAAAGGCACCCAAUCACCUAUAAUUAAGGAUGACUAUUGCUUGUGCCACUUGGCUACUGGUGAUAUGUUGAGAGCUGCCGUUUCUGCAAAGACUCCUCUCGGGAUUAAAGCUAAAGAGGCUAUGGAUAAGGGAGAGCUUGUUUCUGAUGACUUGGUUGUUGGCAUCAUAGAUGAAGCAAUGAAGAAGCCUUCAUGUCAAAAAGGUUUCAUUCUUGAUGGAUUUCCAAGGACUGUGGUCCAAGCAGAGAAGCUAGAUGAGAUGCUGAAAAAUCAGGGAGCUAAAGUUGAUAAGGUGCUCAACUUUGCAAUUGAUGACGCAAUCUUGGAAGAGAGGAUUACUGGUCGCUGGAUACACCCAUCCAGUGGUAGAACCUACCACACGAAAUUUGCACCACCCAAGACUCCUGGUGUUGAUGAUGUAACUGGAGAACCUCUGAUUCAACGUAAGGAUGAUACUGCAGCUGUUCUCAAGUCAAGGCUGGAAGCAUUUCACAAGCAAACUGAACCAGUUAUUGGUUAUUAUUCCCAGAAAGGCAUUGUUGCCAAUCUGCAAGCUGAGAAACCUCCCAAAGAGGUCACUGUCGAGGUUCAGAAAGCGCUUUCUUCGUAGAAGGGUCCCUUCCCUUUUCAACUUGGAUGAUUUAUCCAAAAGCUGUAGUAUUUUUGUCCACCUGCAUCCUGAUAGUAUUUUUGUCCAUCUGCAUCCUGAUAUACAAUUGAACCUGCUGAUUUUCCGCUUAUUUUAUUGAAUUUCAAACUGAAAGUACCGGCUGUUGUCAACUCUUGAUAGUUCAAUGAGAGGAGUAACUUGUCAAAUAAGAUUUAUGGAAUCACUUUUUUAUAGCA
Molecule: messenger RNA, 1123 nt
Organism: Prunus avium (sweet cherry)
Lineage: Eukaryota; Viridiplantae; Streptophyta; Magnoliopsida; Rosales; Rosaceae
Gene: ADK1
Product: adenylate kinase 1
Biological process (GO): nucleobase-containing compound metabolic process
Molecular function (GO): ATP binding; AMP kinase activity
Source: RefSeq, a predicted model, not a curated record